GUCUGUAAUUGCGUUUGUACAAAACCACGUUUGCGUUUAGAUUGUUUAAAGAUAUUUAUUGAAAAAAGACCCGCGUGAUUAAAAUGUGUAAAGAAAGUUCCUCCGUUAUUACCGUCCAAGUGGAUCUCUAAGAGACCGUACAACUAACUCCACUCACGGCGGCGCAUUCCCAAUCUGCUGACACGUUUCUGCUUAUCACUCUCUCUUUUUCUUCUCUUCUUACCACACCUGGUUGACUCAACCACGAUUCGUCCCUAAGCAGCCAUGACGACGCCGUGCCGGACCAUUAACGCUAAUGCUAUCGCCGCACCGUCGCCUUCGGGAUUGAUCUUUAACGGGUUUCGUGAUUUCGUCCCGAUUGAAAAGAGGCUUGUUAUAUCAAGCUUUCGUGGCUUGAAACUACCGUCGAGGACGACGAAGACUAUUACGAGCUCUGACUGGAGUUGGAGUUAUAGGUCUCCGGGAAGAUUGGCGUCUGCGUCUACGUCUACGUCUGCGUCUACGUCUACGUCUGCGGCUGUAACAUCGAAUUCUACGAAUAGAUUUGAAGCUUUAGAAGAGGGGAUUGAGAAGGUCAUUUAUAGUUGUCGAUUUAUGACGUUUCUUGGAACAUUAGGAUCUUUGCUCGGAUCGGUUCUCUGUUUCAUCAAGGGAUGUAUGUAUGUUGUAGACUCGUUUUUGCAGUAUUCGGUGAAUCGUGGGAAAGUGAUAUUCCUUUUGGUUGAGGCCAUAGAUAUAUAUCUCCUAGGAACUGUGAUGUUAGUCUUUGGAUUGGGACUUUACGAGUUGUUCAUCAGCAAUCUCGAUACUUCAGAGUCGCGCACACACGAUAUUGUUUCCAAUAGGUCGAGCCUCUUUGGCAUGUUCACCUUAAAGGAGCGACCUCAAUGGUUAGAGGUGAAAUCGGUAAGCGAGCUGAAAACAAAGUUGGGACAUGUAAUAGUGAUGCUACUAUUGAUUGGUUUGUUUGACAAGAGCAAGAGAGUAGUCAUAACUUCUGUCACGGAUUUGCUAUGUAUCUCUGUUUCUAUCUUUUUUUCUUCUGCUUGUCUCUUCUUGCUCUCUAGGCUCAAUGGUUCACACUGAGGAGUUAAUGGUGUUGUCCCAAAACAAAAGAAACUUUGUAUGUGUAUAAUGUUUUAGCAACGCUCCAUCUUCUCUUUUUGUUCAUUAUAUAUUGUUUCUCUCUGACUUUGAUUUUGAAAAAUAUAUUUCUUAACG
This is a messenger RNA of Arabidopsis thaliana (thale cress), 1221 nucleotides long. RefSeq lists its product as uncharacterized. Lineage: Eukaryota; Viridiplantae; Streptophyta; Magnoliopsida; Brassicales; Brassicaceae. The record is from RefSeq and is marked reviewed. The coding region runs from base 265 to 1086 and encodes 273 amino acids. The transcript has 5 exons.